This is a messenger RNA of Anoplophora glabripennis (Asian longhorned beetle), 2429 nucleotides long. It is a transcript of the gene eIF3b, whose product is annotated as eukaryotic translation initiation factor 3 subunit B. Gene Ontology annotation, cellular component: eukaryotic translation initiation factor 3 complex. Gene Ontology annotation, biological process: translational initiation. NCBI's taxonomy places the organism in Eukaryota, Metazoa, Arthropoda, Insecta, Coleoptera, Cerambycidae. Bases 40 to 2148 code for a protein of 702 amino acids. The transcript has 6 exons. The record is from RefSeq and is a predicted model, not a curated record. Gene Ontology annotation, molecular function: translation initiation factor binding; translation initiation factor activity; RNA binding.
GGGCGCAGCCUUUCAAAUAUUUCCUUCUCGCGUGUCAAAAUGGCGAAAAAGAAAUUGGACGAUAAAAAUAAUCAGAACGAUGAUAAUACGAAAAAUGAAGGUGACUUAUCCAACGAUGAAGAGCCAAACUUUAGUGAUCCUGAGGGAUUCGUUGACGACAUCUCCGAUGAAGAACUACUCGGAGAUAUCCUGAAACAGAAACCUAAGGAGACUGACGGCGUCGAAAGUGUCAUAGUAGUGGAUGGAGUGCCCCAGGUAGGCCCCAACCGCAUAGAAAAAUUAAAAUCGGUUUUAAAUAAAAUCUUCGCAAAGUUUGGGAACAUAGUUAACGAGUUCUAUCCCGUCAAUGCCGAGGGGCACACGAAAGGUUAUAUUUUUAUAGAGUACUCCUCACCCGUACACGCUUCCCAAGCAGUAGCAUUAUCCAAUAACUUUAAGCUAGAUAAGCAGCAUACCUUCCUGGUGAAUCUGUUCACCGACUUUGCGAAGUACGAACAAAUCCCUAACAAGUGGGAUCCGCCGGAGCCCCAGCCGUAUCAGGGACAAGCCGAUUUACAUUAUUACUUGUUAGAACCGGACGCGUACGAUCAAUUCGCUGUUGUCACGGCACAGGGGCAGUCCGUUCAGAUAUGGCAGAAUACUCAGCCUGACCCAUCGUUGGUGGAGGACAGAGCGAAUUGGUCUCAAACGUACAUAAAGUGGUCACCCCUGGGUACAUAUUUGUCCACUUUCCAUAAAUUGGGUAUAGCCUUGUGGGCGGGUCCAAACUUUUCCCAGUACAAACGGUUUGCUCACCCCGGGGUACAGUUUAUCGACUUUUCACCUUGCGAAAAAUACCUGGUGACCUAUUCGCCGCAGGGCGAUCCGCAUAACGCUGAACAAAAACGUAUCAUCAUCUGGGACAUAAGAACUGGCUUGGAAAAGCGCUCGUUCAACCCCGAGGGCCCGUCAGCCUGGCCCAUCUUCCGCUGGUCGCACGACGACAAGUACUUCGCCAGGAUCGGUCAGAACAACGACGCUCUGCAGGUCUACGAGACGCCCUCGUUCGGACUACUCGACAAAAAAUCCAUCAAAGUAAACGGUAUCCGCGAUUUCAACUGGUCCCCCACCGAUAACGUUGUUGCCUACUGGGUGGCGGAAGACAAAGACGUACCCGCUAGCGUGACAUUACAAGAAUUACCCAACAGGAACGAGAUAAGAAAGAAGAACUUAUUCAACGUGGCCGACUGUAAGAUCCACUGGCAGAAAUCCGGCGACUACCUGUGCGUCAAAGUCGACAGGUACUCGAAGGUUCGGAAGGAAAAAAGCGAGAUUAAGUACUCGGGAAUGUACUGCAACUUCGAGAUCUUCCACAUGAGGGAGAAGCAGAUCCCGGUCGACAGCGUCGAGUGCAAGGAGCCCAUCCAGGCCUUCGCCUGGGAACCGGUCGGCUCCAAGUUCGCCAUGAUCCACGGCGAGUCGCCCAACAUCAAUGUCAGCUUCUAUGAGGUCAGGAUGGGUCAGGCGCCGAUCCUCCUGAAGAAGUUCGAGAAGCGAGCCUGCAACCACCUCUUCUGGUCGCCGGGCGGGCAGUUCAUCGUCCUGGCCGGGCUGGGGACCAACGGCGGCGGUUCUCUGGAGUUCGUCGACACUCACGAAUUUCUGGUUAUGAACACGACGGACCACUUCCAGAUGUCCGAUGUCGAGUGGGAUCCGACGGGACGGUACGUUGUGACCGGCGUGUCGUUCUGGAAGACCAAGGUGGACACGGGAUACUGGAUCUGGUCGUUCCAAGGCAAGAUCCUCAAGCGGAUCAACCUGGAGAAGUUCGCGCAGAUCCUGUGGCGGCCCAGGCCGCCGAUUCUGCUCAGCGACGAGAAGCAGAAGGAGAUCAAGAAGAACCUCAAGAAGUACUACCCGCAGUUCGAGAGCAAGGACCGCAUGAGGCAGUCCAAGGCGUCCAAGGAGCUGAUAGAGAAGAGGGCGGCGCUCAUGGACAAGUUCCAGAUGUACAGGGAGGAGAAGGUCAAGCAGUACCUGUCGAAUAAAUCGAGACGUAUGGCGUUGAGGAAUAAUAUCGAUACCGACGAACUAGAUGCAGAUACCGAGAACGUAGAGGAGGAGAUCGUAGAAUUCUUUAUCAAAGAGGAGAUCACGGUACUCGACUAAAAUAUUCAGGGAUAUUCGUGUUUUUUCCCGUACACGUCCGCAAGCGACGUGCGCUGGAGGUUAACUGUAAAGUAAAUCUUAACAAAUCCAAACCUUUUAAUUUUUUUGUCUUAAAAAUCAGAGUUUUUUUUUUGUUGUAUUGUAAUAUAUAUUUUUUGUAUUAGGGGACUUUUCGCCGUUGACUCAGAAGUUUUAUAUUUAUUUAGUUUCCGUCGGAAUGUACUUUAGUUGUAUUGUCAAAUAUCCUUUGGUUCAUAGAAUAAUAAAUUUCAUACAAUAUC